UUCCAUCUUAUUUUUGCCCACAGCACACGCAGCAGAGUAUAUAGCUUGGAGCUAGCGGCACACUCACAGCACUCACGAUGUCAACCGGAAGGCCCAUAAAGUGUGUUGUCGUCGGUGACGGCACUGUCGGAAAGACCUGCAUGCUAAUCUCCUACACGACAGACUGCUUUCCCGGCGAAUAUGUGCCCACAGUCUUCGACAACUACUCGGCGCCCAUGCAGGUGGACACAAUACAGGUCUCGCUGGGCCUGUGGGACACGGCGGGCCAGGAGGACUACGACCGCCUGAGACCGCUCUCCUACCCGCAGACAGACGUCUUCCUGAUAUGCUACAGCGUGGCGAGUCCCUCGUCCUUUGAGAACGUCACCUCGAAAUGGUAUCCGGAGAUAAAGCACCACUGCCCCGACGCGCCCAUCAUUCUAGUUGGUACCAAAAUCGAUUUGCGCGAAGAUCGAGAGACACUCAGCGGCCUGGCAGAGCAGGGACUGACGCCGCUGAAGCGCGAGCAGGGUCAGAAGCUGGCGAACAAGAUACGCGCUGUGAAAUACAUGGAGUGCUCCGCCUUGACGCAGCGAGGCCUCAAGCCGGUGUUCGAGGAAGCGGUUCGCGCGGUGCUCAGACCAGAGCCGCUAAAGCGACGCCAGCGAAAGUGUUUAGUUAUGUAAAUAAGGUAGCAUGUUAUUGGCUUUGGCAGAGUAUAGAGAUUCCUCGGAAGCGACACGUACACGACAUAGACACUCACGCAGCGCCCUCAUCGACAAAUCAAUUACAUGUAUUUAUUUAUAAAAGUUUCCAUAUUCUCGAAAUGCAACAAGCCCUAAAACGACCGCCAGUUAGGAAACUCUGAAGAACGAUUCAAUUUCAUAUGCGAUUCUGGGAACCCAAGUGUACUGCCAUCAGAAUUCAGGUGAAAUUUUCUCGUUCGAGGGUUUCUGCCUGGGAUCGUUGGGGUCUCACGUUUGGCACACCACGACUCCCUCCCGCAAAACAACAACAUUGUUAACAAAAUCGGAACCACAGAAAAGAAAUGAUAAAUCUAAUGCAGCUACAUAUGUAGAAAUCUAGUCAAUUGAAUCGAAUGUAUUGUACUAAUAGUAACAAGCAGAAAGAGAAAAUUAUAAGCAGCUAAAAAUUGGUUUCGCAUAUCACGAGCAUCUAUGCAUUUCCUAAUUUCCCAUUAAAUGUAUUAUAGUUAUGUAGCCAUGAGCUGAGGCAGCUAAUCCCAAGCUUACCAAAUCUGAAACCAGGCCAAUUCACUUGACGACAAGACGAGCUCUUAGAGAAAGCCACUUUUUUAAAAUGAUAUUCAAGCAUGCGCAUUUUUUUUAUUCUAACUCUCGACCCUCGAAUCAUAAUCAUAAUCACUCGAAGCUCAUUUGACCAUGUCUUUUGAAAAUGUAACAACUGUUGUUUAUUAUUUUAUAAUGACUUAUUUAUUACCCUAACUUUAAACAAAACGAAUUGUAUAAACAACUUUUACGGCGUAAGUAUAGGAAAAAGGAUUAUGUGAAUGGAAAGGCAACAAACUGCAUUUAAAUGUGACGCAACUCGAAUAAUCGAAUAAACGAUGUAACAAGAA
Messenger RNA from Drosophila takahashii, 1579 nucleotides. It is a transcript of the gene Mtl, whose product is annotated as Rac family small GTPase Mtl. The record is from RefSeq and is a predicted model, not a curated record. Gene Ontology annotation, molecular function: GTP binding; GTPase activity. Lineage: Eukaryota; Metazoa; Arthropoda; Insecta; Diptera; Drosophilidae. Gene Ontology annotation, biological process: small GTPase-mediated signal transduction.